This is a messenger RNA of Cadophora gregata, 4372 nucleotides long. RefSeq lists its product as uncharacterized. NCBI's taxonomy places the organism in Eukaryota, Fungi, Ascomycota, Leotiomycetes, Helotiales, Ploettnerulaceae. The record is from RefSeq and is a predicted model, not a curated record. The transcript has 4 exons. Gene Ontology annotation, molecular function: hydrolase activity; glutamine synthetase activity. The coding region runs from base 474 to 3077 and encodes 867 amino acids.
CUAGCUAGUAACUUUGAGUGUUUAUGAAAUAUUCGACAUUUGUUGUUUACAGAUAAGGACAGAAUGGCAGUAGAAGCUUCAGGCUGGCCAGGAACUAAUUCCACGUGACUUGCUUCAAGGAGAUAAGUGCUUAGGUAAGAUACCUGCCUCUGCUGCAGGGUCGAACCUCUCACCGAAUAUCACACGACAGCCUACCUAAGUACCAAACUCCUCACUCUCCUGGCUCCUGAUGAUUCCAGGCAUAGCCGCAAUCGACUUUUUCUUCAGAAAAUAGGUGUUGAACUGCAUGCAAACUCCACCUGCUGUUGAGGGUUCUGCUACUUCAAACACAUAACCUGAACCUUGGCUCAAAUUGUUUACACAACUAAGGUAAUCAAAUCGGCCUCUAAAACCUCGUUCUUGAAUCCAUCAAAUCAUCUGGGGACUUGGAGCCAUAUUCGUCCCUCUCCCAAGCAAUACCCGAAGCUGCCGAAAUGGAGGACCUGAACAAAGCCAUAAAUUUAACCCCUAUAAUCGACCAUCACGCCCAUCCUCUUCUCAUUCCCCCAGCACUGUCCAAAUAUCCUCUUCUGGCUAUCACCACAGAAGCCCAUGGCGAUGCUAUGAGGACAACAACUUCGACGCUGUCACAUAUUCGAGCUGUAAAACAGCUUUCAGAGGUCCUGGGGUGCCCACCAACAUGGGAUGCUGUGCAAAAGGCCAUCGACAUUGAGAACGCGAAGCCGCAUCAUGCGUGGCAAAAAAGAUGCUUAGCUGGAAUCGAAACCAUUCUCGUCGACGACGGACUAGAUGGGAAGGACGAAGUGUAUGACUAUGCGUGGCAUGAUAAACUCACACGUAGUGAGUGCAAGAAAAUUGUGAGAAUCGAGAAGGUUGCGGAAGAAAUUAUAAAUGAACUGUUCAGAAACCCCGACCUCGCUCCUGAGGAUGUAUUUGGCGGCUUACGCGAAGCAUUCGAAAUGGUCAUCAAGGAUGCUCUUGCCGAUUCUGAGGUGGUUGGGUUCAAAUCGGUGAUAUGCUAUCGAACUGGACUUGCUAUCCCAGCACACAUGUCUGUCGCCGACAUCGAAGAUACUUUCGUGGAUCACAUCACUCAGCUGAGAGAAGAUGGUGCCACUCACUUUACGAGAAUCGAUAAUUUGCCACUAAAUUUCUACCUUGUCAAUAAAACCGCACAACUCAUAGCCAAGUCUCCUGGCCCCUACAAGAAGCCAUUCCAGUUCCAUACCGGACUCGGCGACAACGACAUUACGCUGACAACAUCAUCUCCGUCUCACCUCCAGGAGUUCAUCCGAAAGUUCCCUACUGUGCCAAUUGUCCUCCUACAUGCCAGCUACCCAUGGACGAAAGAAGCUGGGUAUCUCGCCAGCGUGUAUGAUAAUGUGUACGCCGAUAUUGGUGAAGUAUUCCCUUUUUUGAGCAAGGAAGGCCAAGAGAAUGCUGUUCGAGAGAUACUCGAACUCUGUCCGACCGAGAAGAUCAUGUGGAGUACUGAUGGCCACUGGUUUCCCGAGACUUACCUACUUGCAAUCAUUCAAGUUCGGGAAGCCUUGCAAGUGGUGUUCUCGGACUAUGUUCGUGAUAAUGUCCUCACUGUUCCUCAAGCUAUUAGAGCAGUGCAAGAUAUUCUGUUCACUACGUCAAACGACCUCUACGGCCUAGGACUCAGACUCGCACCCCGCGAAGUUCCGACUUCGAUAUCCACCACAUCCACGACCACACUGCCAGUCAGAACCCUGCAACCUCCCAGCUCCGAACUCGACUCCCUCGUCUCGUUUCUGGAAGUCAAUCCGUCAAUCAAGUUUCUUCGCUUACAAUGGCUCGACUAUACAUCUAUCCUACGCCUCAGGGUCAUACCUGUGAAACGUGCACUGGCUAUGCUCAAGUCCAACACACACCUGCAAAUAGGUAUUACCACAGCCGCGCUAGGUCUCCUUCAAAACGACACCCUCAUCUCAGGAGUAAUGCCGACCGGUGAACACAAAUUGCAAGCCAUUAUGCCCACGCUCAAGACCGGUCCUUCUGUCGGCUAUGCCUCGAUUCAAGGAGAAUUCAUCCAGAAGGACGGAUCACACGUUACAUUGUGCCCACGGUCCUUGCUCAGACGCACACUUGAGACCUCUAAAGCCUUUGAUCUCGAAUUUCUGAUUGGUUUCGAGAUCGAGGUCGUGUUCAUGUCGCGAUCUCAUGGAGACGGUACACUCUCGACCCUCUACAACUCCGCGGGUCAUUCCUGGAGCUCCAGCCGCGCAAUGCACGACAAAAAAAUUGCGGAUGUUCUGGAGGAAAUUUAUGAGAGUCUCGGAGAAUCCGCCAUCUUCGUUGAGCAAUUCCACCCCGAAUCGUGCUACGGCCAGUACGAAUUCAUCCUUCCCGCUUUGCCGGCAAUGGAAGCAGCCGAUACACUCAUCCACGCUCGGGAGAUAAUCAGCACUGUCGCGGCAAAUCAUGGACUGCGAGCAACGCUGUACCCGAAGCCAUUUCCUCAUAUGGCCGGCACCGCCUCGCACAUGCAUAUCUCGAUUUCCUCAGCCGGUGGAAAUGGAAAGGAAGUCUACGAGCCAUUCUACGCAGGCGUCUUGAAGCAUCUUCCUGCCAUUAUAGCAUUCACGUAUAGCAACCCCGCCAGUUACAGUCGCAUGGCUGACGGGUGUUGGGCCGGCGGCACCUGGGUAGCGUGGGGGACCCAGAACCGUGAAACUGCUCUCCGUAAAGUCGACGACAGCCAUUUCGAGAUCAAAGUUCUUGACGGACUUGCGAACAUCUACUUCGCGAUGGCGGCUAUCAUUAUAGCUGGCACAAAUGGCGUGAAAAGAAGGGAGAAGUUAAUGUUGAGUGACUGCCUAGAGGAUCCAGCAAGCCUGACGGACGAGGAGAGGGAGGGGCAUGGUAUUAGGACGAGCUUGCCGAAAGAUUUACCCACUGCCCUUGGAACACUUGAGAGCGAUGAGGAACUGAUUGAUUUGCUGGGCAAGGAUUUCGUCGACCGAUAUGUGGCUUCUAAGCGGAGUGAGCUGGGAAUGUUUAGCGGGAUGGAAGAGGCGGAGUUAAAGUUAUGGACUAUCGAGCGGUACUGAGAGCACAGAAGAGGGCAUAAUUUCACGUAGAACAAGGUUUCGUAUAUUUGUUUGGGAGCUUGGCGUUCGGUUAGCUGUACUGUAGCGUGCUUCGCUUAUUCUCCUCUACGAGUGAUGAGAACCUCGAAAUCAUUGCCUCGUCUGACUCCUCGUCGAAACCCGACCAGAUUGGUCCACGCUUCCAAAUGAUAUCCAACAUUCCCUAUCGAGCUUUCAGUGUAUCGAAACCAUCCCACGUCCUCAAUGCCUCCCUCGCAGUCCGUUCAUACAAAUCCACACCCCCAAUGUAAACAAGCUGCUCUCUAACUUUCCCCGGGAUGUUCGCCCCCAUAUACCAACUAUUCGCCAGCGGGUAUAGUGUCUUCUCGUUCAUAUUCUGAAUAUCCUGCCUCCACUUCUUCGCCGCCUCCCACCUCGGCGUCACAGCCACCACACCGUCCUCUCUCAUCUUGCUUAUCGCCUCCGCGAUCCAGUCAACCUGAAUCUCAAUGAUCGGAGGGCCGUUAGACAACGCUGUCGGUGCUUGCGGACUAUAAACCAUAAAAACAUUUGGCAUAUCCGGGAUCAUAAGACCAAGGUACGUGUACACGCCAUCCUUCCACUUCUGCUGCAACUCCACACCCCUCGCAUCCCUGAUUUUCAGAUCCAUCAAACUACCCGUCAUGCUAUCAUAACCCGUCGCCAGGAUAACGAUAUCGUGUUCCCUCUUCACACCAUCAUUCUUCACUAUCCCGCUCUCAUCGAACCUCUCCACACCAGCCUGAUUUAGAUCCAGCAGCGUGACAUUUUCCCGAUCAAUUGCUUCGUAGUAAUCCUGCUCCAGACUCGGCCGUUUCGUCCCGAUCCACUGCUUCUGCUGCACGGGAGCAAGGAUAUCCGCUUUCUUCUUGUCCGAGAUCCUCUCCCUCGUUUUACGAACCCAGAAUGCAUACAUCAGCAUAUUUGCUUCUUUGUCCAUCAAGAACUCGCGAUAAUUGCUAAUGAGGAAGGAGAAACCCCCUCGUCCCCAGAGCUCCUCCCAGUAAGCCUCUCGCUGCUCUUGACUUGCGUCCCAGAAAGAAGUCGCAGGUGAGUUGUAAGGGAAACCAGACCGGUGCUGUUUUGCGACGUUGAAGAGCGAUUCAUAGAAUUGCUUCGUGUUCUCUUGCUCUUGAGCUGAUAGGGGUCGUUGAUGCAUGGGCAAUGCGAUAUUGGGCGUGCGUACGUACACGCUGAGAUCGCAAUCUGUCUUGGCGAGCUCUUGGACGAUCUGAACGCCGGUAGCUCCAUUGCCUAUGACUGCAACCCUUUUCCCC